This is a messenger RNA of Penicillium robsamsonii, 309 nucleotides long. RefSeq lists its product as uncharacterized. The record is from RefSeq and is a predicted model, not a curated record. Lineage: Eukaryota; Fungi; Ascomycota; Eurotiomycetes; Eurotiales; Aspergillaceae. The transcript is spliced from 2 exons. Bases 1 to 309 code for a protein of 102 amino acids.
AUGUCAGACCGCACCGCAACCAACUCCACAAACGGCGGAGCCCCCGAAGACCGCAACGGAGGCCGCCAGACCGAGUCGUCAGGCAGGGAGAAUGCAAGCGAACACACCAACGACUCACCUGAGCGCCGUCAGGAGAUCCUUCAGCAGGAAGUCGACCUGAACUACUACCGGAAGCUCCUGGAAGACUUGGUCGCCGUCAUUCGUGACGCUCAUAGCGAGUCCAUCGCUCGGAUCAUCUCGCUCAUUCGUUCCGGGGCGUCGAACGAGGACAUCCACAUCGCCCUUCAACACAUCCAAGACGAGAGCUGA